This is a messenger RNA of Vicia faba (fava bean), 858 nucleotides long. The record is from the annotation of a GenBank genome assembly. Lineage: Eukaryota; Viridiplantae; Streptophyta; Magnoliopsida; Fabales; Fabaceae.
AUGGUGAAAGAGUACCCUGAUUUCUUCAAAGUCUUCCUCAUAGAGAAGGAUCAUGAGAGAAUGCUUAUCCCAAAUGCUUUUGUGAACUUGCUGCUUUCAAAAAAGACUGUAAUGCCGGAUUUUAUCCUAAGAAAUCACCGAGGUAGAGAUUGGCAUGUGAAAACGCUUAGUAUCGGUCACCAGCUUUAUUUUGAUGAUGGCUGGAAAAGGUUCAAAGAAGAAAAUUCUUUAGAAGAUAAUGACUACAUUGUUUUCACGCAUGUUGAACACAAUGUAUUCAAGUUCAAAAUCCUCGAACUAUCGUCUAUGUGUGAAAAGGAAAAGGUAAAUGAUGAGGUGGAAAAGAAUAAUACUACUGUGAAUGGUGAUAAUGAGAACGAACAUCAACAUUGCAGACCCUGCAAUCCUUGGUGCAUUGGUAGCAGAUCUGCGAUAACAAAACUGAAAGACGUGGAAAUCGAUGCUGAAAUGUAUAUUCAGCAGGGAAACCCAUACUUUUUAACAAGAUAUAUUUAUUACAGACCCAACGAGUUGUAUAUUCCGAAAAAUGUGAUUCAGGAUCUAUGCCUUUGCUUCACAAAGCAUAUAACUCUUGUAUGUUGUCACUGCAAGGAUGUUGGAGGAAAUGAAAAAGGUGCAUAUCAUCAUAUCUUGCCACAAAUCAACACGGAACAUAUUGAAAAGAGAGGCAAAAUACGUAGGUGGAGAGAUGGGCGAGUGUUUGUGCAAGGGUGGGAAGAGUUUUGUAGAAAGAGCAAGAUUACAGAAAAGGAUGUAUGCUUAUGUGAACUUGUGUUGCGCGAAGACGGAACUGUCGAAAUGUUGAGGGUGCAUGUUGUUAAUGUUGGGAAGGAAUGA